Messenger RNA from Sabethes cyaneus, 678 nucleotides. RefSeq names its product dynein axonemal assembly factor 6 (gene Dnaaf6). Gene Ontology annotation, cellular component: cytoplasm. Gene Ontology annotation, biological process: axonemal dynein complex assembly. The record is from RefSeq and is a predicted model, not a curated record. NCBI's taxonomy places the organism in Eukaryota, Metazoa, Arthropoda, Insecta, Diptera, Culicidae. The transcript has a single exon. Gene Ontology annotation, molecular function: dynein intermediate chain binding; protein-folding chaperone binding. Bases 1 to 678 code for a protein of 225 amino acids.
AUGUCACUUUUGGGCGCUGAAAAUAUUAAACUGCUGAAAAAAUUAUUCAUUACGGCUAAUGAAGAUAGUGAUUCAGAUGGCGAUUCACCAAAGGAAACUGUGUCUCAUAUGGGUAUCAAUCAGAUUUUUACAUGUAUACCUACUUUGAAAAUUACUGAAAUAAUUGUACUUUCUUUAGGCCCCGGAGAUAUUGGAUGUUCUAGCAAGUCUAAAAAACCGGAUGGAACCACCGAGAGCUUAGUUGACCAAAAUUCGUACAAGAAGUUAGAAGUUGAGACUAAUCAACCUACGACCCUGGAAGAAUGGGAGCAGCAGCAGGAGCAAGAAUGUGAUGCAUUACUGGAGUCACGUCCACGUCCGGAUUAUAGAAUAUCAUACAAACAGACUGUCUGCACGGAAGAUCUAUAUCUACAAAUGAAUGGCAAAACACCGAGCACGGCGAGCUGCGAAAAUAUGGUGGUUGAGAUUUUUUUGACAGGCGAAACGGUAGGCAUCCAUCACAUUGAUUUAUCGGUUCAAGAGCAAUGCGUUGUAGUGAAAUCUCCGAAAUAUUUUUUGAAACUUCAAUUGCCGCAUAAAGUUAACCCCGAUAAAGGUAGCGCCGCUUGGCUUUCGGAAGAAAAAAUCCUGAAGCUAACGCUAAAAAUGGAACGAGAGUUUGAUUUUGUGAAUUUCUGA